AUGCCCUCAGUCCCAGGCGAGCAUACGGGCAUCCUGCGGGAGGAAAACAUUGCCCUCCGCCAAAUCCUAGGAUACCGUCUCGAAUCCCUCCACCCCGCUCCGCCAUACAGCCCACCCCCAAUCAGCCACUACAUCCCAGGAACACACAUCAAGGACGUCCUCCUCGUCGCCGUAGACGUCGACACAGGCGGGGGCUACGAAGUCAUUUCCCCAGGACAAAGCUUCCACAUUGGUGUCUCCAUCUUCGAUACCCGCCGACUCACAACGCAGCUCCGCGAUCCCGGGGCCGCCAUCACCUCUCACCAAUUCAUAAACACGGAUUCACGGCCAUGCAAGUGGGCCGCCAAGUCGUUCCUCUUCGGGGACACGGAGCGCAUUGCCCUUCCCGAGUUCACCACGAGGUUCGCCCACCUCACCGCCGGCAGGGCGUACGUGCUCGUCGCCCACGGGACGCGCGAGGAGGUCAAGUUCCUGAACAACCUGGACCCCGGAAUCGCCAGCCGAGCCGCCUACAUCGUGGACACGGUCAAGGCUGCGCAGUACCCGCUCCAGCUCUACUACCGCUACAGCAUAGAGAAGCUCUUGGACGAAUUCGCCAUUCCCUACGCGAACCUCCACGCUGCCGGGAACGACGCACACUUUGCCCUCAAGGCUCUGCUCAUGAUUGCCGUGCGCGAUGGCCGCAUGGCGCCCGAGACUGCCGCCGCCAACGAAGAGCUGUUCCGCACCCUCGACGCAAUUGCCCAUGCCCCCGUUGCGCUCCCCGUGUGGAUUGAAAAGCCGGCGGAUCCGAAACCCAAGAAGACGAAGCUGGGUAUCAAGGUCAAGCGCCGCCUGAAAAAGGCGAGAAGGGAGGCUAGGCGCAUCUUCCCUGAAUUACCCUACUGUGAGGAUUUGAACGAUGAUGGCUCCUUUUCCGGCAUGACAUGA
Molecule: messenger RNA, 930 nt
Organism: Metarhizium acridum CQMa 102
Lineage: Eukaryota; Fungi; Ascomycota; Sordariomycetes; Hypocreales; Clavicipitaceae
Cellular component (GO): nucleus
Molecular function (GO): nucleic acid binding
Source: RefSeq, a predicted model, not a curated record